This is a messenger RNA of Agelaius phoeniceus (red-winged blackbird), 1053 nucleotides long. The record is from RefSeq and is a predicted model, not a curated record. Lineage: Eukaryota; Metazoa; Chordata; Aves; Passeriformes; Icteridae.
AUGGAGCGGCGCGAGCCCCCUCACGAUGGAGCGGCACGAGCCCCCUCAGGACGAGUGGCACGAGCUCCCUCACGGCAGCCGGGCGCGAGCCCCCUCACGGCGGGGCGGCGCGAGCUCCCUCACGAUGGAGCGGCGCGAGCCCCCUCAUGGCAGCCUGGCGCGAGCUCCCUCAUGGCGGAGUGGCGGGAACUCCCUCACGGCAGCCUGGUGCGAGCCCCUUCAGGACGAUCGGCGCGAGCUCCCUCAGGGCGGAGUGGCACGAGCUCCCUCACGCAGCCGGGCGCGAGCCCCCUCACGGCGGGGCGGCGCGAGCUCCCUCACGAUGGAGCGGCGCGAGCGCCCUCAGGGCAGCCUGGCGCGAGCUCCCUCAUGGCGGAGUGGCGGGAACUCCCUCACGGCAGCCUGGUGCGAGCCCCUUCAGGACGAGCGGCGCGAGCUCCAUCAGGGCGGAGCGGCACGAGCUCCCUCACGAUGGAGCGGCACGAGCCCCCUCAGGACAGCCUGGCACGAGCUCCCUCACGAUGGAGCGGCGCGAGCCUCCCUCACGAUGGAGCGGCGCGAGCCGCCUCAGGACGGGUGGCACGAGCUCCCUCACGCAGCCGGGCGCGCGCCCCCUCAGGGCGGAGUGGUGCGAGCCCCCCUCACGAUGGAGUGGCACGAGCUCCCUCAGGGCGGAGUGGCACGAGCCCCCUCACGGCGGGGUGGCGCGAGCCCCCUCAAGACGAGCGGCGCGAACUCCCUCACGGCAGCCUGGUGCGAGCUCCCUCACGGCGGGGUGGCGCGAGCUCCCUCAUGAUGGAGCGGCGCGAGCCCCCUCACGAUGGAGCGGCGCGAGCUCCCUCAGGGCAGCCUGGCGCGAGCUCCCUCAUGGCGGAGUGGCGGGAACUCCCUCACGGCAGCCUGGUCCGAGCCCCCUCACGAUGGAGUGGCACGAGCUCCCUUCAGGACGAGCGGCGCGAGCUCCCUCAGGGCGGAGCGGCACGAGCUGCCUCACGAUGGAGCGGCGCGAGCCCCCUCAGGACGAGCGGCGCGAGCUCCCUCAGGGCGGAGUGA